ACGAUGACUUUUAGAAAGGCCAAACGGCGUCGUUUGAAGCGCCAACCCCUCCUUAAUCCCCCGACCAGUCUUCGGAAACGAUACGCCUUCAUCAAUCGAAACUCUUCUGCUCUUCGUUCUACAUUGCUUACCGUCGUCGGAUACCUUCAAGAACUACCACACAUCUCUUUGCCAUGGAGAAUACCGGAGCAAGUAGCGGGUUCCAGUACAAGAGAAGAAGAAUUCUAACCCAAACACAAAGGGAGGAGAUGGAGAAUGAAAACCAGAUUUCUGCUGAGGUAACUCCAUCUGUGGAGGGUCAAUCGUUCCUGGAUGCUUCGGAAAUUGAGAUCCUUUUUCUGGAGAGUUGCUUGGGGACUGGAGCAAAUAUUACAACAAGAAGCCCACAGACAUCCCCAGCUAGGCCAAGAAUCUGCCUUUGGGGUGAGAUUCCAAUAAAGAAGAAAAUCACCCACACAGAAAUGGAUGCUUACGUUGGGGACGUGCAGUCUCUAAAGACCAUUCUUGUUCCCGACAAGUUUGAGGCAACUGCAGAGUGGUAUUUGAACUUCCAUCCUCUAGAGACCACAAAACACCCCGAGUUGGAUGCAUUUGUGGCAAAAUUAGAGUGUAGAGGGGAAGUCCACAUUCCGGUGGAGAGGAAGAGAAAAGCUCGGAAUGUCCCUUCACCAACAAGAGAUAAUUCUGAAGAGCGUAAUGAGCACAUCUCCUCUCCCCAAGAAUCUCAGAGGAGUUAGAGCCUUAGGGGAUCUCCUUCUAGAGUCUCCCAUUCCAACAUCCCAAAUCCAUCGUCUCCUAACCCUCACCCCGCCAAGCCUUCAUCCAAUACCUUUCAACAACUCUUUGAUCGAAUGUCAAAGAAAAUUGAUAACAUUGCAGAAGAACAAAGAAAGAGGUUUGAAGUGCUUGAAAAAAAAGUUGAUGCUUUGUCAACUUUAAUAAAUCAAAAGAUUGUGAAAAAAAUACGUUGAAUUAUGAUAUAAAUUUAAUACUGUAUUUUUCUCAUAUUAACUUUUGUAUUAAACAUCUCAUCUUUAAUUUAUAAAAAAAUACGUUGAAUUAUGAUAUAAAUUUAAUAUCAAAAUAUUUUUUUAAAUGCAUUUUUGAAAUAUCAUAAUUUUAUAAAUUAUGUUAAUAAAUAAGUUAUUAAUGG
This is a messenger RNA of Cuscuta campestris, 1153 nucleotides long. NCBI's taxonomy places the organism in Eukaryota, Viridiplantae, Streptophyta, Magnoliopsida, Solanales, Convolvulaceae. The record is from the annotation of a GenBank genome assembly.